AUGUACGAAGAUGUUGCCGAACAGAUUUUCCAGCCCCAACAUAACAUCCCUUUGCUUUCUUCGUUGCUUUCGCUCUUUCACUGUCCCAUCUACGGGGGUCAGGCAGCCGAAAACGCAUUUCGGGAGGCGUAUGGCUCAGAGGCAGCCUUGCUUGACCCGUCAUUCGCCACGGGCAUUGGCACACGCGUUGUGCUGCCAGUCGCCACAGUGCCAGACCCCUCACUGCUAGCAUUCACCAACUACAAUGCAGUGGGGGACGCGAAAAUGAGGCUGGACUACCGCGUUCACGAGGAUUGCGGCGACGUGGCCAUUGCGGAUUUGGCCCGAGGCUGCACAGCAGCGCCAACCUUCUUCUCACCUGUUCGUCUGGAGGGGCUGGGAGAAAAGGUCCAAGACCCAGGUAUCAUAGAGAACAACGCCAUUGCACUGGCACAAGCAGAGGUGAACGCGUACUAUGGAAGCUCGAAAGCCUGCCAGUUCCUUCUCAACAUUGGCACCGGAUCGCGCGGCGUGUUGCCAGAGCCGACACUCCGUCGCGGCGGCCUGGUGCAGUCGCUGGUGGACUGGUUUCUUGACAGUGCAAUCAACAGAAUCGGGGCGGCCUAUAGCCGACUUCUAAGUGGUACCCCAAGCUGGGCCAAGUACGUCAGGGGGAUGGAUCCCGGCAGCUGGCUGCGAGACCGGUGCAUCCGUCUGGACCUGGGUUUCGACGCGGAGCUGCGGUUGGACGACGUUGGCGCCAUGGCCAAGCUCAAGGCCAGGGCAGAAGCAGAUCCGACGUUGCGGGCGGCCGUGGGUGACGUGGCACGGCGCUGUACGGCGGCGCUGUUUUACUUUGAGCUCGACGGCAUGCCGCGCCAGGCUGGCUGCGUCUUUUCCGCGACGGGCACCAUCUUGUGCAGGUGCGAGAGGGGCGAGCCGGCACUGCCGCUGCUGGUAGACAAACUGUCGCAUGAGGGGGCCAAGUUUGUCCUGAACGACCGCAUUUUGGACAUGAGGCUGUUGUCCGCAUGGAGCAUCACGGGAGGAUUCGCGAUGCCAGUGCGUCUGCAGCUGACGAGCGCCGAGUUUCGCCUCUCGAUCAGGUGGCCCGAUGGGGUGACGUAUCCCAUCAGCGGAUCUCCUUUCUCGCUGCGCCGCCUCGUCAAGGAACAAGGGCUUGACGCUCCAUUCGGGCUCGCGGUGCCAGGUUACACACCCAGGCGGGUUCCGAGCGUUGCAGUCAACGUCCGUGCCAGCCCAGGACGACGUUGCGCAAAGCGGCAACAGGAAGAACCAACGCAUCACGUGAACAAGCGGCAGCGCUGCAGGUAA
Messenger RNA from Cordyceps fumosorosea ARSEF 2679, 1314 nucleotides. Its product is annotated as Acyl transferase/acyl hydrolase/lysophospholipase. Gene Ontology annotation, cellular component: membrane. Gene Ontology annotation, biological process: arachidonate metabolic process. NCBI's taxonomy places the organism in Eukaryota, Fungi, Ascomycota, Sordariomycetes, Hypocreales, Cordycipitaceae. The record is from RefSeq and is a predicted model, not a curated record. Bases 1 to 1314 code for a protein of 437 amino acids. The transcript has 4 exons.